AAAGAGGAUGUGAAUGUGGUGAAAGAGUGUUUGAGAAUGGGGAAUGAUGAGGUUGUGUUGGUGGAUUUCAAUCUGAGUAUGUUCUGUGUAAGAGUGAAGAUUGCUUUAGCAGAGAAAGGUGUUGAGUUUGAGAACAGGGAAGAGGAUCUGGAGAACACAAAGAGUGAUCUGCUUCUGCAAAUGAAUCCUGUUUACAAAAAGGUUCCUGUUCUUAUCCACAAUGGUAAGCCAAUCUCAGAAUCUCUGAUAAUUGUUGAAUAUAUUGAUGAGAUUUGGAGUGAUAGGACUCCUCUUUUGCCCACUCAUCCCUAUCAGAGAGCUCAAGCAAGGUUCUGGGCUCAUUUUGUUGACCAUAAGGUGCAUGAAGUUGCAAAGAGGAUGUGGACUGGGAAGAGAGGUGAACAUGAGGAAGAUAAGAAGGAGUUAGUAGAGAAUUUGAAGCAAUUGGAAGAGGCUCUUGGGGACAUGCCAUAUUUUGGAGGUCAGACAUUUGGGUUUGUUGAUAUUGCUCUCAUUCCCUUUUACAAAUGGUUCUCUAUUUAUGAGAAAAUUGGGAACUUCAAGCUCAACUGUCCAAAACUCACUUCUUGGGCAAACAGAUGUUUGGUCAAACAAACUGUCUCCAAAUUUGUUUCUGAUGAGAAGGAUGUCUAUGACUUUGUUAUCAGAUAUAGGAAAACAAUUGGGGUGGACUGAGAGAUACAGAGACCAAUCAAGAACAAUGAUAAAAUGCUGAGUAUGGGAAGUUUGUGCUUGGCCAAAAUAAUUAUGCAAUAAACUCAAGUGAAUUCAGCUAGUCGGUUUGGCUUAGCUGCUUAAAA
Vigna angularis (adzuki bean) is the source of this 821-nucleotide messenger RNA. Its product is annotated as glutathione S-transferase 3. Bases 37 to 696 code for a protein of 219 amino acids. NCBI's taxonomy places the organism in Eukaryota, Viridiplantae, Streptophyta, Magnoliopsida, Fabales, Fabaceae. The transcript is spliced from 2 exons. The record is from RefSeq and is a predicted model, not a curated record. Gene Ontology annotation, cellular component: cytoplasm. Gene Ontology annotation, molecular function: glutathione transferase activity. Gene Ontology annotation, biological process: glutathione metabolic process.